AUGGGAUACCUCGAGGCAGUUACUCUACUGGUUGCAGGUGCCAUCGCGUUCGGUAUGGGUACAUAUGUUUUCAUCAACGUUGUGAAAGAUCACAAGAGAGAGGAAAACGGCGAAAUGCGUUCAUUUUCUUACCCCAGUCUUCGUGCGGAAAACGACAACGCUCAACCUUCAGAUGCUGAUAACACCAACGACUUAUCAACUGACUCGUGGGCGAAUAACGAAGCGAGAAUGUUGGUGAAACCUUCCGUGGUGAAGAAACUCUACCAUGAGCUCUUCCCCAAAGUCAAGCUGAGGUUUUCAAACAGUUAA
Molecule: messenger RNA, 309 nt
Organism: Phytophthora nicotianae INRA-310
Lineage: Eukaryota; Oomycota; Peronosporomycetes; Peronosporales; Peronosporaceae
Exons: 1
Coding region: 1-309 (102 amino acids)
Source: RefSeq, a predicted model, not a curated record